Messenger RNA from Tauraco erythrolophus (red-crested turaco), 890 nucleotides. NCBI's taxonomy places the organism in Eukaryota, Metazoa, Chordata, Aves, Musophagiformes, Musophagidae. The record is from RefSeq and is a predicted model, not a curated record.
GCAAAUCCUGGAAGGCUCUGAGCCUCUCGCAGAAGCGACCUUAUGUGGAGGAGGCUGAGCGGCUGCGGGUGAAGCACAUGCAAGAUUAUCCCAACUACAAAUACCGGCCCCGGCGGAAGAAGCAGGUCAAGCGGAUCUGCAAGCGGGUGGACCCUGGGUUUUUGCUGGGCAGCCUGACGCGGGACCAAAACUCGGUGCCGGAGAAGCGGCCCUGCAGCCGGGCUGUGGAGGAGAAAGAGGGGUCGGGUGAGUACCCACCUCGCCCGGGGCUGCCCGCCAUCCGGGGAAAAAAGGCCGGCAGCAGCAGCACCAGCAUGGAUCCCUACCCCUACGGGCUGCCCACCCCCCCGGAGAUGUCUCCGCUGGAUGCCAUAGACCCUGAGCAGAGCUUCUUCUCCUCGCCCUGCCCUGACGAGCAUCACCGCUCCCACCUCACUGGAGCCACCUACUCCUCAGAGUACGCGGGCAGCCCCCUCCCGUGCAACCACCACCCUCUCAGCCCUGUGCCACAGCCCACCACCUGCAUGAUCCCCUCGGCCUCCAGCUGCCCUCCCCUUCCUCCUCCUCCUCCUCCCAGCUACUACUCGCCUGCCUUCCCCUCCCUGCACCCCCCUAGCCUCCAUGCCCAUCUGGGCCAGCUAUCCCCACCGCCCGACCACCACGGCUUUGACACCUUGGACCAGCUGAGUCAAGCUGAGCUCCUGGGGGAGAUGGACCGCAAUGAGUUCGACCAAUAUCUCAACAAUCCCAGCCACGGUGACCACCACGGCGGGGUCUUGGUCAACGGACAUGUCCCGGCGUCUGGCAGCUCCCACACCUCUGAGACCAGCCUCAUCUCCGUCCUUGCCGAUGCCACAGCCACUUACUACAAUAACUACAGCGUCUCCUAA